ACUAAAUACAAAAUUAAAAUGUACAAUAACAGGUGAUACAGAAUCAUCCGUAACAAGAUCAGAUCGAAGUCGUUAUUUUCAUUGUGGAUGUCGACCACAUUCAAUCCUAGGUUGGACGGAACAUGAAAAUUUACGAGAUGAACGUGCUGAAGCAUUUCGAUCAUUAUUAUGGCCUGGUGUUUAUGAAUGGAGUUAUGUCAUGCGUGCUACAUGUGCUGGAACAUUUAUAAUACCACCAGCAAAAGCAGAAGAAAUGUAUUCUCCAGAAAAUUUUGGUCGAUCUGCGACAGAAAAGGCUAUUAUUAACUAG
Messenger RNA from Rotaria sp. Silwood2, 310 nucleotides. Lineage: Eukaryota; Metazoa; Rotifera; Eurotatoria; Philodinida; Philodinidae. The record is from the annotation of a GenBank genome assembly.